This is a messenger RNA of Alternaria arborescens, 1227 nucleotides long. RefSeq lists its product as hypothetical. Gene Ontology annotation, biological process: fatty acid biosynthetic process. The record is from RefSeq and is a predicted model, not a curated record. NCBI's taxonomy places the organism in Eukaryota, Fungi, Ascomycota, Dothideomycetes, Pleosporales, Pleosporaceae. Gene Ontology annotation, molecular function: [acyl-carrier-protein] S-malonyltransferase activity. The coding region runs from base 1 to 1227 and encodes 408 amino acids. The transcript has 2 exons. Gene Ontology annotation, cellular component: mitochondrion.
AUGUCUACUUCUCUCAGUACCGCUUCUAGAGCAGCCCCGCGUUUAACGCGACGGUGCAUGCGAUGCGGCGAGCGGAGCGACAAUUGUCAGCCUGCGCGACGGCGCUGGAUGAGCAGCGUACGAGACGCGCCAGCUAAGAGACCCAAGACUGCCAUCUUCUUCCCUGGUCAGGGCGUACAGCGAGUGGGAAUGUGCACACCAUGGCUGGAAGCUUUCCCCAACACCGCGAAACCCAUCCUCGAGGAAAUCGACGAAACCCUCAAACUUCCCCUCACCAAGACGAUAGAGUCUGGUACCAAUGCCGAACUCACACGCACCGAGAAUGCGCAGCCGGCCAUCAUGGCAACCUCGAUCCUUAUACUGCGGAUAUUGGAGAAGGACUUCGGCUUCCAGACUAGUGAGCGUGUAGACAUCACACUGGGACAUUCACUGGGCGAGUUUGCGGCACUAGUAGCAGGCGGUUAUCUCACAUUCCGGGACGCACUAAAGAUGGUACGGAGACGAGCCGAAGUCAUGAGUAAAUGCAGUCAGGAAGCAGUUGCAGAGGAAGGCGGCGAGUUCGGCAUGGUCGCCCUAGUCUGCGAGUCCGAAGAGCACAUGCAAGCACUCAUCAACGGUAUCCAUGAGUUCCUUGCCCUGGGCUCUAAAGCAGACUCCCACGACCAUCUACCGGCCGUCCAACAAGUCUCAAUCGCAAAUCUCAACUCGAAGAACCAAAUCGUCCUUAGUGGCAGCAUCACCCGCAUCAACACCUUGCUCACGAAUCUACGUCAAUUUGGCGGCCACGAUCCACGUCACGUACGCUUAAAAUCCGACGCGCCCUUCCACAGCCUUCUCAUGAAGCCCGCUCAAGAAACCAUGAAACGCAUACUCCACAAAGAAACUGAAGAUGGACGUGACAUCGUUACAUGGCCAGGUAUCAUGCCUUGCAUAUCGAAUGUAUCUGGCAAGCCCUUCCAGGACAAAGAGCAGCUGAAGGAUCUUCUAGCACGUAGCUGUGUUGAGACGGUACAGUGGUGGAAGAGUGUAAAGUAUCUUCACGAACAAGAGAAGAUUAUGCGUUAUGUGGGUAUUGGUCCGGGGAAAGUGGGCAGAAACCUUGUGGGUAAAGAAGUGGGCAUGAAGGGCUCUGUCAAAGGAGGCGGUGUCUGGGGUAUUACAAGUCCGAAGGAAAUGGAGGAAGUGGUUAGGGCAUUGGAUGACACCGAGCAUGUUGAAGUGGAUUGA